AUGGCUGCAUCACUUGUAGGUGGAGCUCUUCUCUCUGCUGUCUUCAAUGUGUUUUUGGAGAGGUUAACGCCAGAACUGGCUGACAUGAUCAACUUCAUUUGUGGAAAGAAGCUGGAUGACAAGUUACUUCAUCAUUUGAAGCCAUCCUUGAUUGCUGCAAGAGCUGUGCUCAGAAGGUUUCUACAGCCAUCAAAGGGGAACAUGGCUUUAGAAGAUGCUGGUCAUGAGUACUUUGAAGAUUUAACUUUGAGAUCAUUCUUUCAACCUUUACCUAUAAGUGAUUUGCACUUUCUUCUUAGUUACAAAACUAGAGAUGGGCCCUUUGUGAUGCAUGAUCUCAUUCAUGAGUUAGCACCUCAUGUUGCUGGAGACUUUUACCUUAGAUUAGGGGAGAAGGGAAACAAAAUUGGUCAUAAGACACGCCAUUUAUCUUGCAACUUUCAAAAUUAUCCAUACUUAGACCAUGAUGUUUUGCAAAAGUCAAAAGGCUUGCGAACAUUUAUAGGAUUGAAUUUUUCCUACAUUCCUAGAUCUAUUGGAAAUUCUUCUCACAUUUUAUUAUCAAAUCUGAAGUGCUUGCAGAUGUUGUCACUUCGGGAUUUGUCUGCCUUAAAAAUACUUCCUGAGUCAAUUGGGAAAUUCAUCCAUUUGCACUAUUUGGAUUUGUCAGAGACAUGUGUUGAAAGUUUGCCUAAUUCGAUUGACACUCCUCUGAAAGCAAUGCCGAGGGGAUUGGGUAAUAUAAAAGAUUUGCAGUUUCUGAGUGACUUCGUUGUUGGCAGAGAGCAAGAGGCUAGCAUUGGAGAAUUGGGAGAAAUUUCAAAUUUGAAGGGUAUAAUUAAAAUUAGUAAAUUAGAGAAUGUCAAGAAUGGAAAUGAAGCCUGUGACGCGAGAAUGAUGGAGAAGAAGCACAUUAAAAGUUUAACAUCAUCAUGUGCAUGGUAUGAUGAUGUGGAAGAUACCAGGACUGAGAGAGAUAUUUUGGGCAAUCUUCAACCUUAUUGCGAUUUAGAAGAAUUGGAAAUUCAUCAUUAUAGGGGCACAAUAUUUCCAGAUUGGACUGCAGCACCCAACCGCUCUCCAACAUCUAAAGAUCUUGCAUUGUCCCAAGCUGGAGAAAAUGUCAGGAGAAAAGCUGCCUGCUUCUUUAAGAAAGCUUCACAUUUGGGAGUGUCCGUUGCUUGA
Messenger RNA from Neltuma alba, 1185 nucleotides. Its product is annotated as putative disease resistance RPP13-like protein 1. The record is from RefSeq and is a predicted model, not a curated record. The transcript is spliced from 4 exons. Lineage: Eukaryota; Viridiplantae; Streptophyta; Magnoliopsida; Fabales; Fabaceae. The coding region runs from base 1 to 1185 and encodes 394 amino acids.